Molecule: messenger RNA, 3560 nt
Organism: Trachymyrmex cornetzi
Lineage: Eukaryota; Metazoa; Arthropoda; Insecta; Hymenoptera; Formicidae
Product: ATP-binding cassette sub-family G member 4
Exons: 13
Coding region: 536-2647 (703 amino acids)
Biological process (GO): transmembrane transport
Cellular component (GO): plasma membrane
Molecular function (GO): ABC-type transporter activity; ATP hydrolysis activity; ATP binding
Source: RefSeq, a predicted model, not a curated record
CUAUAGCACAUGCGUCAUGCUACCAAGCUUCGGUUGGUCAGCUGACUCGCUGUCAAAGCACGCCGUCGGUCCUACCCGCACGCAUACACAUACAUACGAUUAAAGGCCGUAGUGCGUAAAUGGCGAACGAACGGUCGCGUUCGCGCCUUUCGCGACUUGGUGGGGUCGGGAGAAGCGGCGAGUGUCAAAGUUUGUCGACGCCAAAGGCUUUUAUCGACAACCAAUCCGCUGCGCGAGGUCUAUGAACGGGAACGUUGAGGUCCGAGCCGAUUAGAAGACGUAGCCGGCGCGAGAUCGAUCGGCAAGCUUUAGUGUGAUGUCGGGUUGCGAAUUAACACGCAAGUGAGUGUCCGCGGCACUCAUCUCCGUCUUCCGGAUCCGAUCCAUCCUCGUUUUCUCACCCCGGGCUCUUCUUGCAGGGCUAAUCAUACCGGUUUUUUUUACGAAAUCGGAACUUGCAAAGAGCGGAGUCGCGAUACAUUCAGCUGUGUAUGUGUUGUAAAUCAAACGUGCGUGGAACAAAGUAACUUCAAUCAUGGUGGAAGGUGGAAAAAAUAGCAUGCAGAACGGACUGCUUAGUAAUGGAAUUAGCGGGAAGAACUCGGCGGUGCGGCUGCAGAUGGUGCCGAUGCAACCAAAGACGAUCACGCAUUUGCCGAAGAGGCCACCGGUCGACCUGGCAUUCACCGAUCUUACGUAUAAGGUCCGAGAAGGCCGCAAAAAUAAUUCGAAAACAAUCCUCAAAUCCGUCAGCGGCAGACUGCGCUCCAGCGAACUAACGGCUAUUAUGGGCCCUUCAGGCGCUGGAAAAUCAACGCUCUUAAAUAUCCUCACCGGAUACAAGACGUCAAGUGCAGAAGGCAGCAUCACGAUAAAUGGCCAGGAAAGAAACCUCAGUGCCUUCAGGAAACUCUCCUGCUACAUCAUGCAGGAUAAUCAACUUCAUAUGAACCUAACGGUAGCGGAAGCUAUGAAGGUUGCAGCGAGCCUUAAGCUUGGCUCACACGUUAGUCAAGGAGAGAAAGAAGAAGUGAUCCAGGAAAUCCUUGAAACUCUCGGCUUGUCUGAACACCGCCGUACUAUGACCUCGAACCUGAGUGGCGGUCAAAAGAAAAGGCUCUCCAUCGCACUAGAGUUAGUGAACAAUCCUCCUAUAAUGUUUUUCGACGAACCGACUAGCGGUCUGGACUCCUCAUCCUGUUUUCAAUGCAUCUCAUUACUGAAAACUUUAGCACGUGGCGGCAGAACGAUAAUUUGUACAAUUCAUCAGCCUAGUGCAAGACUUUUCGAGAUGUUCGAUGCUCUCUACACAUUAGCCGAAGGUCAAUGCGUUUAUCAAGGUUCUACAUCACAGUUGGUGCCUUUCCUAAGGACAAUUGGCCUCAAUUGUCCGAGCUAUCACAACCCAGCAUCGUUUAUCAUUGAAGUGUCGUGCGGCGAAUAUGGUGACAAUAUCAAGAAUUUAAUUAACGCGAUAAACAACGGCAAGUACGAUAUACGUGAAGGACACCCGUUACCCGAGACGAAAGAGGGAAUGAACAAUUGCACUGCUGCGACGGGUAUAUUGAAAAACAGCGAUAACUUGGACAAAGCGAAGAUCAAAGACAAAAACGAUAUCAGUAAUCUGCAGGAAAAGUUCCCGGAGGAGAAAAACGAAAUUAAUAAUGGAAAACUCAUUCAUGGCUACGCUACAUACAACAUUGCUAAGCAAGCGUUGGAUGUGGCAAUACCAAUGGAUUCGGAUAAGAAGGACAAUGCUAACAUAGCUCUGCUCGAUGAAUCAAUCGUAGUCACACCUGAGAGAUAUGCGACAUCCGAGUUCAAGCAAUUUUACAUCAUUCUGAAGCGCGCCUUACUUUUCAGUCGUAGAGAUUGGACUCUCAUGUAUCUCCGACUUUUCGCUCAUAUUCUAGUAGCAGGGCUAAUCAGUGCAUUGUAUUACGAUAUCGGAAACGAUGGCGCCAAAGUACUUAGUAAUCUGGGUUUCUUGUUCUUCAACAUGUUGUUCCUCAUGUAUACUUCCAUGACAAUCACAAUUCUGUCCUUUCCGCUGGAACUGCCUGUACUUUUGAAAGAAAACUUCAACAGAUGGUACUCCCUGAAGUCGUAUUACUUGGCGAUUACCAUUUCGGAUCUACCGUUCCAGACUGUAUUUUGUAUAUUGUACGUCACCGUCGUGUACUUCCUAACGAGUCAGCCAGCGGAUAUAACGCGAUUCUCCAUGUUCUUGGGCACCUGUUUAUUGAUAUCUUUUGUUGCGCAAUCAGUGGGUCUCAUGGUAGGUGCAGCGAUGAACGUGCAGAACGGCGUGUUCCUCGCGCCGGUGAUGUCGGUGCCUUUCCUCCUCUUCUCAGGAUUUUUCGUCAGCUUCGACGCGAUUCCGGUCUAUCUACGAUGGAUCACGUACCUUAGUUACAUCAGAUACGGUUUCGAGGGAACCGCUUUGACCAUUUACGGCUUCGGCCGAGAGAAACUAAAGUGUUUCCAGGUAUAUUGCCACUUCAAGGAUCCGGAGACGACUCUGGAGGAAUUGGACAUGCUUGACGCUGACUUUACUUUGGAUAUUCUGGCUCUCCUGCUCAUCUUUGUCGUGCUGCGAAUUGCCGCGUUUCUUUUCCUGCGUUGGAAGAUUAAGACCGUCCGAUAGACCAUCAGUAUGUAUAAACAUUGUAAAAUCAGAUGUGGUUACAAGUUGUGCUAGUUAACACAAGUGUUUUACCAUCUAUCGCGUAGAACCUCGCAGGCAAAAACGGACGCAAUUUUUCGUAAUCUCGUAAAUUAUAUUCUAAAAUGGCGAUACGAAGACUCGGUUCCGGUGUCUUGCGACAAUAACAAUCAAGAUAUAAGGAACUUUACGCGAACAAUGGAUUCUCGCGACACUUCUCGGUGAGAACUAUUCAUUGUUAAAGAGGCAUUAGUACAUUUCGAAAGUAUCACGAAGUAUGAUCUACUUUUUGUCACAUUUUAGGGUUGCUAAAGUUUAGUUGAUAAUAGGACCAAUACCAAUGUAACUUAUUUAUAUCCUUAAUUUAAUAACGACGACGGCUGGUAGUUACGAUUGCAACAUUUGUCCAGGGUACUAUUCUAUACUAUAUAUAUGUAUACGUAUACAUAUACAGGGUGUCCGCAAAGCGCUCUAAUAAUCGGGCUAAACAGUCAAAAGAGGACUUUUCAGUUUAAUCCACUCUACUUAUAUAAGGGCUUUGUCAAAACUUAUUGAACACCCUGUAUAUUCGAAAUAUACUAUAUAUCUUCCCUUUUUUACUGUGUCGGUACUCUCUAAAUCUUUUAGAAUGAAUCUCACUCUGAAGAGUCAGUUUCAAAGAUUGAAAAUCACUCUUUCAAGACUUUUUCAAAAAUAAGAUUCCACUCCAAAAAAUUUAGAGAGUAUGUAUAUUUUCGUUAGAACAUAAUCAAGUAUUGAUCUUGAAUUUAUAUAGUCAACUAAAAUUUAAGCAUUAAAUUCAAGCGUAAAAUCAGCACGAUCGUACAGUGACUUAAGAUAUUAUCAAUUAUUUGGAAUAUAUGCCAAAAAUCUAGAAUUGUUUUGAAUAUCAGCC